Mytilinidion resinicola is the source of this 1030-nucleotide messenger RNA. Its product is annotated as ER lumen protein retaining receptor. The record is from RefSeq and is a predicted model, not a curated record. Gene Ontology annotation, molecular function: ER lumen protein retrieval receptor activity. Bases 77 to 736 code for a protein of 219 amino acids. NCBI's taxonomy places the organism in Eukaryota, Fungi, Ascomycota, Dothideomycetes, Mytilinidiales, Mytilinidiaceae. Gene Ontology annotation, biological process: endoplasmic reticulum to Golgi vesicle-mediated transport; protein retention in ER lumen. Gene Ontology annotation, cellular component: membrane; endoplasmic reticulum; cis-Golgi network. The transcript has 5 exons.
CAUCAGCUCCGUACAAACAGACGAAUUCACGCUCAGAGACCUGUCCUAUUGACCCCGUUCGCUCUCUACCGCCAUCAUGAAUCUUUUCAGGUUACUAGCUGACCUGUCCCAUUUAAUAUCAAUCCUCAUCCUGCUGCACAAGAUGAAAACAUCUAGCAGCGCAUCCGGCAUCUCGUUCAAGUCCCAGGUCCUCUACUUCGUAGUCUACGUAACGCGCUACAUCGACCUACUAUGGACCUUCUACCUCCCCAAAAGCCUUUACAAUACCGUCUUCAAAAUCGUCUUCAUAAGCACUUCCGCCUAUACCAUCUACCUGAUGAUGACCGACUACAAACCCACCCACGAUCCAAAUCUCGAUACAUUCAAGGUCUCUUAUCUGCUGGGCGCGAGCGCGAUAUUGGCAAUACUAUUCCCGUACCAUUAUAAUUUCACUGAGAUCCUCUGGUCCUUCUCUAUCUGGCUCGAAUCUGUCGCCAUCCUCCCCCAACUCUUCAUGCUUCAGCGGACCGGCGAGGCCGAGACAAUCACCACACACUACCUCUUUGCGCUCGGCGCAUACCGGGCGCUUUACAUCCCUAACUGGAUCUGGCGUACCAUCGUCGUAGAGAAGCCUCAGCCGUUCUGGGACCCGAUCUCAAUUAUUGCGGGCAUUAUACAAACGAUUCUGUACUCGGACUUUUUCUACAUAUAUUAUACCAAGGUCAUUCAGGGCAAGAAGUUCAACCUUCCGGUGUAAUCAGACUGCCUGCACAAUUAUCGAGCACGACCGUUUAUCCUUCACAAUUGAUCAAUGAGCGAUUACCUAUUUUGUAUCAUAGAUUCGGACACCUGCUGCGUAGCGGAGACUUUGGAAGGCAGGCUGGGAUAUGGAAUAAGAGCGUGUGACAUUUUCAACGGCGUAUCCGGGAUGCUGGAAUGGCAACCGUGUCUGGGCAGACGGAUGUUUGCCAGCUAGAUUGGGUUGGAACACCCAGGGACGCAGGACAGAUUGGGAUUCGGUGGAUUGGUACGGAUUAGUACCAGGGUUCGC